Teleopsis dalmanni is the source of this 2177-nucleotide messenger RNA. RefSeq names its product CDK5 and ABL1 enzyme substrate 1-like. The record is from RefSeq and is a predicted model, not a curated record. Gene Ontology annotation, biological process: regulation of cell cycle. The transcript is spliced from 9 exons. Lineage: Eukaryota; Metazoa; Arthropoda; Insecta; Diptera; Diopsidae. The coding region runs from base 1 to 1443 and encodes 480 amino acids.
AUGUUGGCAAGUGCCAAAGAAAAAUCUUGUUUAAGAAAAUCAUGGAAAAGGCAGAUAGAAUUAGAAACGUGGGAAAAUGUAACCUUUAGCAAUGGUGCCAGUGAUGCCACAAAUAUUAUACCGGAAAGACGUGCACGUCUUAACACCGCACCAGGUAUGCGUGGAGCAGGCAGUAUUGGUAUUACGUAUGGUACUGGCACGAAACGUCCGUACAAUAUUAUUGGUGGUUCCACUGUUUCACACAUAACAGAUGACAGUAGUACAGAAAGUUUAACGCCUGGUAGCUUUCCAGGUAGUUUUAGCGUACGUGGUAGUAUUAGUAAAAGCGUACAAAUCAAUGAUGCAAAGGACUUACGCUUUCUUAACUCACAAGCGCAGAAAAAACAUCAAUGUAAAGAUGAGCGAAUUGUAUUGGUGUCGGGAAAAGUACCAUUUUUCAUAUUUUCCGCUUUACCUUACUAUAAAGGCAAAAACGGCAGAGCCGAAUUACGUAAAGAGGGCAGACGUCGUCAUACAUCUGGUUCUAGACCAUUGUCAUCUAUAAAUGAUGCACCUUUUGAUCCAUUCGAUUUGUUGGGCAUUGAAAAGGGUGAAAGUGGGCAGGACAUUUCGUAUGGACACCUGCUGGUACCCUCACGUUACUAUAGCAAGGACAACAAGAAGCACAACACUAACGCCACCACAGCUGCGUUAUUGGAAAAUCAAAUGGAGCUCACAAGUGUGGCAGCACUUAAAAAUCAUGGUGUGGCUAGGACCAAAGUUAUAUCGCGGCAGAAAGGCAAAUGGUGUUUCACAUACGACACUACAAAUCGUAACAGUGCAUCCAGUCCAUCACCUGACAUCAAAUUAGACUUGGAUGAAAAUCUGCUUAUAGGAGGCAGUGAUGCUGGGCGUGGUUUAUCUUAUCAACAAUAUUCGGCUAAUAUACUGGAUGAUCCCGAAUUGAUUGCUGGCAAGCAUCGCACUUUAUUGACAUUCACUUCUUACAUGACUUCGGUUAUUGAUUACGUGCGUCCUUCGGACUUGAAAAAGGAACUUAAUGAUAAGUUUCGAGAGAAAUUUCCGCAUAUACAGUUGACUUUAAGUAAACUAAGAAGUAUCAAACGUGAAAUGCGGCGUAUCAAUAAAAUCGAUAAUCGUAUUGAUUUGGUUACUAUAUCUCAAGCAUACGUUUACUUUGAGAAAUUGAUUUUGGCUAAUUUAAUCAACAAAGACAAUCGAAAACUGUGUGCCGGAGCUUGUCUCUUGUUGAGUGCCAAAAUGAAUGAUGUGAAAGGUGAAUCAUUAAAGAGUUUAAUUGAGAAAACGGAAAACAUAUUUCGUGUAAAUCGUAAGGAGUUGAUUGCUUCAGAAUUUGCUGUGCUAGUGGCACUGGAAUUCAGUCUGCAUGUACCAUUGCACGAAGUGUUACCACACUAUCAACGUUUGCUCUACGAAUCAUAGAAUUGGCCUAAACGCUUUAUUGAAAAGCGUAUAACCGCUACAACGCGUUACUAUUUUCGGCGUAAGAGCACCAGGAAAUGAAGUACUGGUUCUGUUUUUGGAGUUAACGAUUUUUAUAAUUAAACGAAUUUCUUUUUAUACUACUUUGGUGCACAGGGUUUUUUGUUAAAUUUAAUUUAAUUUCUUUUUGUUAUAUACAAUAUUUUGUGACAUUUUUACGUAAUUUAAUAUGUUUACAGAUUUUUUUUACAAUGAUUUUACUUAAUAGUUUAGUGCAUGUUAAUAUAUUGUUUUUAUUUACAAGUAUUUUUAUAACUAUUAAUAAUAACUAGUGUUAGUUUAUAAUUUUUACAAAAUCAAUUUAACAUUUUAUAGAUUAAAAGAUUUUAUACGAUAGUGGUUAUAUGGUUAAGAAUAAUGAUAAAAUUUAUAUAUUGGAAUUUUUCUAUGUAAUGAUAUUACAACGGUUAUUUUAUAAAUAUCAUACAUCUGUAGUUUUCCUAGUAAAAGUUAUAAAACAGAAAUCAACACUUUUAAACGAAAAAAAAAAAUGAAAAUAUUAAAAAUGUUUUUAUAAAAUUACUGUACAAUAUGGUUUUAAGAAGAAUAUUAAAUCUACUUAUUGAAGCAUAUUUGCAUAUUGCAUAGUUCUUUGUACUAAAUACAUUAAGAGAUACUUAAAUAUAUUAUUCAUUUUAUAAAUAUUAUACGUAUAUAAACAUACAUAAAUAUAU